AUGAAUUAAUAAAUGAAUACAAAUUUGCCAUACAUCGGAAGCUCAAGGAACAUACCAAUUUAAGGCUAACACAAUAUCAUCAAUUUGCAAGAUGAUAAACUGAAUCAAAAUAGUGUAAAUAACAGACGAAAGCUUUAUGUUUAAAAAUACCCUAAAAAUUUGGACAGUAAACUAAUGACAGACAUUUUAGGAGGUCCUUUGAUUGAAGAAAUUCCAAAAGAUCCACCUAUACGUAGACCCAGAAGUUAAAGCAAAAAGCACUUAAAUGAUAGGACAAAUAAUUUAUCUUUGGACCAAAACAGCAUAAUGGGAGACAACGAUAGAAUGAAUAAAAAUUCUAUGAGUUUUCAUGUACCUUAAUCCAAAGAUAAUAAUAGUUUAUUAGAAAAAGCCAUGCUUGAAAAUGAUAUACAAGAACUUAGGGAGAAGCUUUAUAGAUAAGAAAGGAACAUGGGCACAAUGAAUGAUUUAGUGAAAAGUUUGGAAAUCAAAUUGUAAACAAGAUAACAAUUACAAGAUUCUGAUAUUCAAUAAAUUUUAACUGCCAAUAAAUCUUAAUUAAAUACUUACGAGCAAAAAAUAAGGGAUCUUGAGCUAAAAAUUUAAUCUGAUUAGAGACAAUAUGAUGAUAUAAAAAAGAACUUGUAACAAAAUGAUCAAAAUCAAAAAGAAAUAUUAAAUUUUAUAAGAAAUAUGCAAAAAGAGGAAUCUAACUAAAUAAUGAAUAUGAAAGGAUUAAUACAAGACAAGUUAACAGAGGAAAAUAAUAAUCUUUCCAAAGAAAAAGCAAAAACAAAAGCAUUAUUUAUGGAAGUUGUGAGGUUAGGUGAAAAUUAAGAAAGAUAGUCAAACAGUUUCAAGUAAACUCAGCAAGAUCUGGAAGAAAAGAUCAGGUUUUUGGAAUCUAAAAUAAUGAAUGGGGAAAAAGCAGUGUCUCAUCUUGCAGAAAAGGGCGAUAAAAACAUAAAUCAAAUGGGUGAAUGGGGAGAAGUCACAGCAUAAAGAAUUAGAGAUUUUGAAAACGGCUUGCAAAACCUUUAAAGAGAGCUAGUUAAAGAAAAAUAAAAUAUAAGAAAUAUCGAAGAAAGUAAUAGCAGAACAGACUAAGAGAUAAGAAAUUAGCUAAAGUUAAUGAAAUCUGAUAUUACUGAUAUGAAUGAGAAUUACUUUAGCUAAAUAUCUUAAAAAUUAUACUAAGAAAGAGAGGAAAGAAACAAAAUUCUAGAUGAAAUUCAAAUGUCAAUUGACUAAAAAUAAAGGAUUAUGGCUGAUAAAGUUAAUUAUGAUAAACAAGAAUUAAAAGAAAAGGUAGCAUAUGUUGAGCAACUACUUAAGUAGGAAUCAAUUAAAAACUCUGAAGGUCUCUUAUAAAUUUAAGGGCAAUAAGACUAGCAGCUUAAGUACUUGCAGGAGCAACUCAAAGCGUUUGAAAACAACUAAAUAAAUUCAGAAAAUAAACUCAAAUAAGACAUUAUUAAAAUUCAAGAAUAGUUUAACAGAGACUAUUUGCAAUUUAAAAACUAUCAAAAUGGACUAACUGAAAAAAUAACAGAGAUGAUGCAACAAGAAAUAAAAACUAGAAUAAAUUCAGAUAUAGACUUAAAAAAUUUAACAAGCGACAUUGCUCAAGAUAUAGUUUCUGAUAUUAAUAAACUAAAAGAUGGAAUAGAAUAAUAGUUCAAGGAAGUAUAUGAUGAAAUUAAAAACAUGAAUUCUGAAUGUGCUCAGAGGUGCUCCAAAUUGAGUAUCUUUACUGAACAAGAAUGCUCUAAUUUAGGUACUGAAUUUAUCAAAAAGUUUGAUAAAUUGAAGGAUAUGUUUACUAAAUUAGCAGAAUAGUUUAAGUCACACUUGAUUCACUACGAUACAAACAGAAAUUCCAUAUUGCAAAAAAUAGAUUUCGUUGAUUCUAAAUAUAGUAACUUAGGGUCUGAUUUACUUUUGGCAUUGUAAGACUAAUAAAAAAAUUUCUAGGAAAAAGUUGAAUCUGAGAUAAAGUUAAUGGAUGAAGAGAUAAAUGGAGUCAAAAUACAAACUUAAGAUAGAUGCAUCAAAAUCGAAUAAGAAUAAUUGAAAGAUAUAGAAUUAAUUAAAGAAGCUAUACAAGAUUUAACCGGAACUUUGAAUGAUAAAAUCGAUAAAACAUAAAAGUAAAAUGAUUUGAUUCUGUAGAAUAAUGAUGAUAAACUUUAGGAAGUGCUUAUUAACACAUAAAAAAUAAAAGACUAAAUUCAAAUUUUUGAUGAAAGAAUAAAUUAAAUGCAAGAAUAGAAUGUCACUGGUGCAAGCUAUUCUAUUAGUCAAUUAUAAUCUGAGAUAAAUUUAAUAGUUUAAAACUAAAAUAGUAUAAAUACUUAAUUUUAGGUUGAUCUAGAUCAACUAACUCAAAAUAUAAAUACAGCUGAUUAAAAUAGAUAAAAUUAAAUGUAAGAGCUGGUCGAAUACAAUAGCAAUUUCGAAGGAGAAAUGGUGGUAAAAAUUCAAUCAUUGGAAGAGUCAAUUUUAAAUAACUUAAAAAUAAUAAAUCAGACGAUUCAAACAAUUGAAGUAAGUUUUUGCACACUUUAAAAUUUUUUGAAUUUGUAAAUAUUAAUGCUAAUUUUAUAGUCACUCUAGUCUACUUUCGAUGAGAAUAUUAUAAGUUUAUAGGCAGAAAUGACUUUAGAAAAAACAAUGAAUAAGACAGAAUUCAAAAAUCUUAAAUAAGAUAUUAAUGAUCUUUUAAAUAUAUUUGAAAAAGUCAAUUCAAAAUAAGAUAAGGAAAAUCAUCAAAAUAAUAAUUAAAAGAAAGAAGAAGAAAUAAAUUAAUUAAGAAAUGAAAUGCAAGAAAAGUAUGAAAGAAAACUUCAGUAAGUAUUAGAAAAUAUAAAAAGAGAAAACUAAGAAUUGUGGAAGCAAAGCUUAGAAUAAAUAAACUCAAAUUACAGUGGAUUAAUAGACAAAGAAGAUUUUAAUAGUAAAAAUAAAAGUAAUUAAAUUCCUAAUAAAAGUGAUAUAACUUUCUAGACAAGGUUAAAUGAAAUAUUACUCACUCAAGAUACAUACAAUAAACCUUACUUAAAAUAAAAGAAAUGA
This is a messenger RNA of Tetrahymena thermophila SB210, 3075 nucleotides long. RefSeq names its product Myb-like DNA-binding domain protein. The transcript is spliced from 10 exons. Lineage: Eukaryota; Ciliophora; Oligohymenophorea; Hymenostomatida; Tetrahymenidae. The record is from RefSeq and is a predicted model, not a curated record.